AUGCUGACAUUCGUCACACUCUGCGCCUACGCCGCGUCCGUUGCCGCCGUGCCUGCCUGGCAGACGUUCAGUUCGCGUUCGUCAAUUGGCUCGCUCGUCCGAGAUGCGAACGCUCUCGAAGCCGUUGGUCUGCCCUUCAACAGGCGCUUCUUCUUGUCGAUGGAUGGUGCGCCGGGUGGAUCGAGCAAUGCGACUAUCACAGAGGCAUCCUUGCAACAACAGCCACCGCUGUAUUUCUUGAGCAACGACAGGCUUUACCAGUACACCAAUGAGUCGUACAUCAUCCCUGUGAGCGUGCUCAACUCGACGGAGUCGGAGGAGGACCCUAUGCCAUAUAAGGUUGUCAUCGGCUCGGAGCGUGAAGCUGUACAGGGUAUAACAUGGCAGUGGCGUGGACCCAACUUACACGCCGAUUAUCCUGCGACGAAUCGGUCUAACCUCGGUCUCUUCUACUCAUGCAAGAAUACGCACGGGCAAUACGGAACCUACUUACAUUUAGAUGACGGAUCGCAGCUCAACGUGAAAUAUCCGAAGAGAACGCCGACGCCUCAUGGCUGCUAUCUCGUCAAGCUUCUCGACUACAAGUCGGUCUCCGAGGAAGAGGAGGAGAAGAAGCAACAGGCCGUGCUGGCCAGUUGGUGGUAG
Molecule: messenger RNA, 645 nt
Organism: Peniophora sp. CBMAI 1063
Lineage: Eukaryota; Fungi; Basidiomycota; Agaricomycetes; Russulales; Peniophoraceae
Source: the annotation of a GenBank genome assembly